Contarinia nasturtii (swede midge) is the source of this 1391-nucleotide messenger RNA. Its product is annotated as arrestin domain-containing protein 1-like. Lineage: Eukaryota; Metazoa; Arthropoda; Insecta; Diptera; Cecidomyiidae. Gene Ontology annotation, cellular component: cytoplasm. Gene Ontology annotation, biological process: protein transport. Bases 9 to 917 code for a protein of 302 amino acids. The transcript is spliced from 5 exons. The record is from RefSeq and is a predicted model, not a curated record.
UUAAAAUAAUGACAAUAUUGUGUGAAAUCGUUUUUGAACGAAAUCCAUUGAAAGUAUUUUAUUCAGGCCGACCGUUAUGUGGUUACGUGCAUUUAGAGUUGAAAAAUCAUCAAGAUAUUCACGGUAUUCAUAUCAAACUCAAUGGAAUUGCAUUAGCAAGCUGGAAAAUUGGCCAAACUAUUCAACGAUACACAGAAGAUUGUUUGAAUUAUCAAACAUGUAUUCUAGGUGAAUCCCAUUUGAUUGCUCGAAAGUAUAAAUUUCCAUUCCAAUUGCCACUACCAACAAAACUCCCAUCAUCGUUUGAAUCAGAAGACGAAUUUAGUUUCAUUCGAUAUAACGUUACGGUUUUAAUGGAUAUUCCAUUUCAGGAAAUCAAAGAAUUAAAUGAACGAGUUACAAUUCGUCGAAUGAUUGAUGUCAAUGACCCAGAUCUAAAGAGAAAAGUAUCGGUGUGUGAUGGUUUCAAUCCGUAUUUUAUUCUGUCAUGUUUGCCUUGGUUUCCGGUGAAAAUCGAUGCUCACGUGGAGCUUGGCAUAUAUGCUUGUGGAACAGUCAUAGAUGUGGGAGUGAAUGUGACGAACACAAGUUUUCGCAAGGUACGGAAUUUCAUUAUACAGCUAAUCAAGGAGGUCGUUUAUUUUUCAUAUGAUCAAACGCGUAAACGGAAAUCAAUUAUAGUGUUGGGUGAGACAGGAAUGCGUGGCUGCAAUCAAAAUCAAAAAUAUCCUAUUUGUCUAGGAUGUCAAAUAAAAGUCCCUCAAACGUCUCCGUCUGACUGUUCCAGUAUGAUUAUCAAAGUUCGUCAUUUUAUUAAAAUAAUUGCCGUAAUGGGCCGAAAUUAUAAGCCAGCACUAGAAUUACCAAUUGUAAUCGCUGCUCUUUCGAAUGUUCAACAGAAUGUGUCACCAAUUUAAAUUAAAACUAAUUAAAAUACAACGUGGUUUGAAAAUUAAGGAAAACAAUGUUAAUCGCAACUUUUUAGUCCACGUCUAUCGGAGAAUUUCUUAAAUUCGUGCGUGUAUUUUCACCACAUUUUUUCAUUAUGAUUUACAAUCAAUUCAUAUACAGUUAUACACAGUGUGCACACUUAAAUAUUUAUAUUAAAUACAGAAACAGUUCAACGAAUAUUUUUAAAUGGUUGUAACACUAUCAACAACAACAAAUGACCACUGUGAUGUUUAGGUGCUGACCUUAAAAUCAAACAUUUAAAAAAAUAAUAUUUAUUUUGUAUGAGUGUUGAUAACAAUUGUAUACGUUUUUUUACUCGCUUAUCAAUUCAACUAAGAACAUGUCAAUUUGAAAGCAUGUUUGUCAUUCAUUUCCGUCCCAAUUCUGAUUUCUUUGAGUUACGUCCAUUUACGUUCACUAUUGUUACUGGAAUUUCAAUC